ACUUCCCGGCCGCUCCCCAAAUUGCAGGACGUGUUCGAGAUGCGCUUUGCCAAGAUGCCGGACGAGCCGGAGGAGCCGGUGAUUCCCGCCUCGUCCCCCGUGGUGGUCCCGCCCCCCACCAAGGUGGCCCCGCCCUCGUCCAGCGACAGCAGCAGCGACAGCUCCUCCGACAGCGACAGCUCCUCCGACGACUCCGAGGAGGAGCGGGCGCAGCGCCUGGCCGAGCUCCAGGAGCAGCUCAAGGCCGUGCACGAGCAGCUGGCGGCGCUGUCCCAGCCCCAGCAGAACAAACCAAAGAAGAAGGAGAAGGACAAGAAGGAGAAGAAGAAGGAGAAGCACAAAAAGAAGGAGGAGCUGGAGGAGGCCAAGAAGAGCAAAGCCAAGGAGCCGCCGCCCAAGAAGGCCAAGAAGAGCAACAGCAACAGCAGCGCCUCCAGCAAGAAGGAGCCGGCGCCGGUGAAGCCCAGCAAAGCCGCGCCCGCCUACGAGUCGGAGGAGGAGGAGAAGUGCAAGCCCAUGUCGUACGAGGAGAAGCGGCAGCUGAGCCUGGACAUCAACAAACUGCCCGGGGAGAAGCUGGGCAGGGUCGUGCACAUCAUCCAGUCCCGCGAGCCGUCGCUCAAGAACUCCAACCCCGACGAGAUCGAGAUCGACUUCGAGACGCUGAAGCCGUCGACGCUGCGCGAGCUCGAGCGUUACGUCACCUCCUGCCUGCGCAAGAAGAGGAAACCCCCAGAGAAGCUCGACGUCCUGGCCGGCUCCUCCAAGCUCAAGGGUUUCUCCUCGUCGGAGUCGGAAUCCAGCAGCGAGUCGAGCUCUUCCGACAGCGACGAGUCGGACUCAGAAAUGGCGCCAAAAUUGAAGAAAAAAGGGCACUCGGGGCGGGAGCAGAAAAAGCACCACCACCACCACCACCAACCAUCUCAGGAUGUUCAAGAUCUUGAGGAACUCCGGUUUUUGAGGACCUAA
Molecule: messenger RNA, 969 nt
Organism: Ficedula albicollis (Collared flycatcher)
Lineage: Eukaryota; Metazoa; Chordata; Aves; Passeriformes; Muscicapidae
Product: bromodomain-containing protein 4-like
Exons: 7
Coding region: 40-969 (309 amino acids)
Biological process (GO): positive regulation of transcription elongation by RNA polymerase II; chromatin remodeling
Cellular component (GO): nucleus; chromatin
Source: RefSeq, a predicted model, not a curated record